AUGGCGGUCAAGUACAAUUGCUUGCUUGCAGAGCUGGUAAAUAUAGUCGCCCCGCGCCGGGAAAAGACUGGAGCAGUGGACUGGCCCGUUACCACGGUACCGCGGCCGCCGGCAGUCCGGCAGUCGGGCAGGGGCACCGGUGGCUUGCCCACAGCAUUCACGCGAUCCAUCGCCUCGUUAUCAAGCAUCACCAUUACGCACAGAGCUAUAACGGUUCGAGAUAUAUUACAUUACUUUAAUAACAAUAGACACCUACUGUGUGUU
Brenthis ino (lesser marbled fritillary) is the source of this 264-nucleotide messenger RNA. The record is from the annotation of a GenBank genome assembly. Lineage: Eukaryota; Metazoa; Arthropoda; Insecta; Lepidoptera; Nymphalidae.